CCUUGACUUGAGUGUCUAAUCUGUGUCGGCACUUGAGGACCGCUGGGCCACAGAUUCUCCCUUGACCGGGGAUCUUGGUGAAAUUUGCAAAAGACAAUAUGGUGGUCCGAAGUUCUGUGUGGAGAUACAUCUUAGUUACACUAAUCUUUAUGUUUACUUCUGGAUACUUAUCCUAUAAACACUUUAAUAAAGACAUCUUAAAAUUCCAGGCAAAAAAGAAACCUGUAAAUAACUUGACCUAUCCAGCCUUCAAACAUCCUCUUGCUCCGCCAUACCCAUAUCCCUACCAGUUCCUCAUUAACCAGCCGGAGAAGUGCAAGAACCGAAACCCUUUCCUAAUUAUGCUGGUGAUUGGUGAGAACUCGGAUAUAAUAUCCAGGCACACUGUACGGGACACAUGGGGCAAUGAAAGUAAUUAUGAUGUUGAUGUGAUAAGGAUUUUUCUGGUUGGUCUAUCUGCAGUUUCAACUGAAAAGGUCCAAUCAAUGCUUGAGGAGGAAAGUGUAGCCUUUGGUGAUAUUGUACAACAAGACUUCUUGGACACAUACUAUAACUUGACUCUAAAAUCUGUAAUGGGCAUGGAAUGGGUGGCCAAAUUCUGCCCCACUGCCAGUUAUGUUGUGAAAAUAGACAAUGAUAUGUUCCUCAAUGUGGAUUAUCUGGUCCACCAGCUCCUUCACCCUGAGUUGCCAGUGCGUACAAAUUAUUUUACAGGGUACAUAGUAUCCAACACUGGACCUUUGAGGGGCAAAGCCUACAAGUGGUAUGUACCUAAGGAAAUCUAUCCCAAUGACACCUACCCACCUUACUGCUCGGGCCCCGGAUAUGUGUAUUCAGUGGACAUGGCACAAAAAAUUUAUGAUGUGUCACAAGAAAUUAGGAUGAUCCCAAUGGAAGACUCUUUUAUGGGAAUUUGCUUGUAUGAGCUCAAGAUCCCUCCCACUCGUCCCCCUCCGAACAUAUUUAAUGGCCACAGGAUUAAUUAUGACCGAUGCAAAUUUAAACAGCUCAUUACAGUUCACCAUUAUAGCAGGGAAGAGCUGCGAACUGUGUGGAAUGACUUUUGGGCUAAGAGAUUGUUAGCGUGUUGAUUUCAGGAACAGGACCUACCUCAUUACUGUAUGUCUAUAGGUGACUUAAGUCAUUUCUGGUAAACAUUACAAUGAAGUGCACCUAGGAAUUCUGGGGGAAAAAUGGAGAAAUAGGAAAAUUAACAAAGUACUCGAUGAAGAGACUCUAUGCAGUUCAUAGUGAUGUGGCACAGCAUGCAUUGAAUAAAUGAUGCUUAUUUACAUGGUACAGUAUGUCCUAUAUAGUAAUUUUAAUAUGUAAAUUAUUUAUAUGAAGAUAAUUUAUUGACUCCGAUAGGUGUUAACUUUAUUCAUUUUAUUAUAGUAAUAUAUAAAUGCUAUUACAGGUUGACUCUCCCGUAUCCGGAAAUUGAAUAUCCAAAAUACUGAGUAAUACCCCUUUCACACUGCACAAAUAACCCGGUAUCAACCCGGCAUAUUGCCAGGUCGACACGGGUCGGCGUGCGGUGUGAAAGGGGCAUAGCCAAAAUCGCGGGUCGCCUGACCCGGCAAUUCAACCCGGGAAUAAAGCAGUGUUAUACCCGGAUUGAAUACCGGGUCAGUGGCUGUGGAAACGGGCUCCCAGGUCGAUGCUUCCCGGGACCAGUUUACUACAGCAGGGAGAGGCGGCGCGGAGAUGAUCUCAUCUCCCAGCGCCGCCUCCACCUCCAUCCCCUCCGGCGACUCCGCUCCCCGCUGCAAUGGCAACCCGCCCGGCAUAUUGCCGGUUCGGAGAAGUAUGCAGCAGCUGCCAAUGCCGGAUCCCACCCGGGA
Pseudophryne corroboree (corroboree frog) is the source of this 1844-nucleotide messenger RNA. RefSeq names its product beta-1,3-galactosyltransferase 2-like. Lineage: Eukaryota; Metazoa; Chordata; Amphibia; Anura; Myobatrachidae. Gene Ontology annotation, cellular component: Golgi membrane. Gene Ontology annotation, molecular function: N-acetyl-beta-D-glucosaminide beta-(1,3)-galactosyltransferase activity. The coding region runs from base 99 to 1091 and encodes 330 amino acids. The record is from RefSeq and is a predicted model, not a curated record. The transcript is spliced from 2 exons.